Molecule: messenger RNA, 1661 nt
Organism: Capsicum annuum
Lineage: Eukaryota; Viridiplantae; Streptophyta; Magnoliopsida; Solanales; Solanaceae
Product: fructokinase-like 1, chloroplastic
Exons: 2
Coding region: 122-1513 (463 amino acids)
Biological process (GO): plastid transcription; chloroplast organization
Cellular component (GO): chloroplast nucleoid
Source: RefSeq, a predicted model, not a curated record
GAACCGAGAGGCCCAAAAUAAAGAGCCCCAACCGGGCUAAAUAAUCCAAAUUCAAUUCUCUUUUGAAAAAUUGGGGACUGAAAAGAUAUGGAUAAACCCUAACACUGUACCAAGUAAACCCAUGGCAACAAUCCAUUUUCUUCCACAAUCUCUUCCUCAUCACCGUUCUCACAAUUCACUGUUUUCCAUCAAGUCAUCCGUCAAUGACCACCCCACCACCACUCAACAACCCCCUCGUCGUGGCCGUAAAAAAGCACCCACCCCCACAACCUCAAAAAGAAAAUCAAGAACCCCAAAAGACGCAAACGUUGAGAGCAACAUUAGUGAAAUUUCAAGAAAAUCUCAAGAGAUUGAUGACUAUGACUAUGAUGAUGGGGUUCAUUUUCCGUACCCAAACCCACCAUUAGUCUGCUGUUUUGGUGCAGCACAGAAGGAGUUUGUGCCGACAGUAAGAGUAUCAGUUGAACAAAUGGACAAAGAUAAGUAUUCAGAGUGGAAAAUGUUGCAAUGGAAUCCACCUGAGUUUGUUAGAGCACCUGGUGGACCAUCAUCAAAUGUUGCUAUAUCACAUGUUAGGCUUGGUGGUAGAGCUGCAUUUAUAGGAAAAGUUGGGAAUGAUGAGUUUGGACAAGAAAUGGUUUUGUUAAUGAAUAAAGAAAAUGUGCAAACUAGGGCUGUGAUAUUCGAUGAUGGUAUGAGGACUGGGUGUAGUUAUAUGAAGAUUAAGUUUGUCGAUGGGAAAAUGAAGGUUGAGAAAGUCAAGGACUCUGCUGAGGAUUCUUUGCUUAGCUCCGAAUUGAAUCUUGAUGUUCUGAAAGAGGCUAGGAUAUUUCACUUCAAUUCUGGAGUUUUGACAUCUUCAUCUAUGCAUUCUACUCUUUUUAAAGCAAUUAAAUUGUCGAAGAAGUUUGGUGGUCUUAUAUUUUUUGAUUUGAAUCUGCCAUUGCCCUUGUGGAGAUCACGUGAUGAAACAAGGCAUUUGAUCAAGGAAGCCUGGGAACAAGCUAACAUCAUUGAGGUCUCAAGGGAAGAGCUUGAAUUUCUUCUUGACGAAGACCAUUACGAGAGGAAAAGGAAUUAUAGACCACAAUACUUUGCGGAGACUUACGAACAAACAAAACAAAGAAGAAAUUAUUAUCACUAUACUCCUGAGGAAAUUGCUCCCUUGUGGCAUGAUGGACUGAAGCUUUUGUUCGUUACAGAUGGGACACUUAGGAUUCAUUACUACUCUCCUUCUUUUGAUGGAGUGGUGGUUGGUACGGAAGACGUGCUCAUAACACCAUUUACUUGUGAUAGAACUGGUUCUGGCGAUGCUGUUGUUGCUGGAAUAAUGAGAAAGUUGACGACGCAACCGGAGAUGUACCACGAUCAAGAUGUUCUAGAGAGACAGCUUCGCUUUGCAAUUGCUGCGGGCAUAAUAUCCCAGUGGACAAUUGGUGCUGUUAGGGGUUUCCCCACUGAAAGCGCCACGCAGAAUCUCAAAGAGCAGGUAUAUGUACCAUCAAUGUGGUAGUAGUGCCAUAAUGUCAAUACUCAGGACAUUGUAUUCUGUAGUUACUAACUAGUUAAAAGUAGAUUUUGUUGUAAUUAAUCCGACACUUCACAAAUGGUUGUCAAAAAAGAAAUGAUUGUUGAGUUAACUGGUAGUUCUUGUUCUUCUA